AUGUCGAACAGAACGAGCCUUGCUUCGAUUACUUCGCUGAGGUCGAAUUUGGGAUCGCCGGUGAACAAGACUUCUAUCAAAUCGAGCAGAACUAUAGCAUCCGAGCGAUAUUCCGAUCUCGUCGACGACGAAGAUGAAGAUUACUGGUUUGUCGAGCCUCCGCCAGAUUUUCUCAAAUGCAAACUUUGCGAGGGAGUUUUCAGAACUCCCGUGGUGCUCACUUGCGGUCAUACAGUUUGCCGGGCUUGUACCCAUCAAACUGGAGGAUGCAGUCAAUGCGGGGCUGAAAUGAGGAUGGUCGUCGAGAAUCUUUCAUUGGCGGAGCAAAUUGGCCAGUUGGAUAUUUACUGCGACUUUGGGAUUUCGGAAGAAGGUACACAAGAUCCAGACGGAUGCCCAGAGGUUCUCAAGCUUUCUGAAAGAAAAAGACAUCGUGAAGAAUGUGUUUACGCGCCGGCUAAUUGUCCCAACUCACCAAAUUGCACCGGUCUCCGAAAACACCAGCUAGCAAAGCACCUUGAAGAGUGCACAAUCAGACGAUGCAGCUUUAACAAAAGCGGAUGUCCGAAAAUAGGCGAGAAGGAUACAAUAGAAGAGCAUGAAAAUGGAUGCAUCUUUGCACUCAUGGGAGAUUCCCUCAGCCAGGCAAUAGACAACAAGAUCAAGGAAAGAGAUGACAAAGUAAUUAUCCCGAGCAUCAAAAGAUUGGACGAUCGGAUUAGUCAGCUUUCACUCGAUCUUCAGCAAAAUACCUCUUCAUCGAAUCUUGUCACGAGAUUCGAAUCCGAGCUGCGUGAUCUUCGAAGUGAAGUCAGUCUUCUAUCGAAUCAACUUAAUGACCUGACAGCAAAAUUCAACGCUGGAAUACUCGCGACUCAUGAGCCACAAGGGAAAAUCUUCAAAGUCAAGGGAACGUUUGUUGGUCAUCAAGGCCAAGUUUGGUGUCUGGCGAUGACCGGAGAUGUUCUCUUCUCUGGGGGUGGGGAUGCUGAUAUCAAAUGCUGGGAUACGACGCAGACUUUCAGAUGCCAGAAAACCCUCGAAGGUCAUACCAAGCCGAUUCUAGCGAUGGUUGUUCAAAAUCAGCAGCUUUACUCAACUGGCUUGGAUCAAUCAAUUCUUCUUUGGAACGUCACAAAGCUCAGUUUUGUCCAUAGAAUCGACAAGGCGCACGACAAGGCUGUUUGCUCAAUAGCAGCUACAUCGAAAUACCUGUUUACUGGAUCAUUAAACAGUGUUAAAGUUUGGAAGAUUCAAGAUCUCCCAAUAGCAAAUGACUCAAAAGCGCCCAUCGAAUAUUUACAAGAGUUGAAGGAUGUUUCAAACUAUGUUCGAUCACUAGCAGUUUCGGAUAAGAAACUUUAUGGCGGUUCUACGAAGCUGAUAACGAUUUGGGAUAUUGAUAGCUUCAAGUUACUAAAGCAAGUAACGAUGCAAGGCGAAGUCUAUUCGCUUCAUAUAACGAAAGAAUACAUUUUUGCUGGUACGGAUGAAAAAAUCGUUCAUGUGUGGAACAACGAUGAAGAUAUGGAAGUUCUCUGCCGGCUACGUGGCCAUGCUGGCACCAUCCAUUCGAUACGAAGUCUGAGAAUAGGCGAAAGUGAGCGUGUGUUUUCAGCUUCAGCAGACAGAAGUCUACGAGUCUGGAGCAUGGAGAACAAGCUCUGCGCUCAGAUUCUCGACCGACAUCAAGGGAAUGUAACCUCGCUUGCUGUUUCGAGAGGAAGAGUUUUCAGCGGGUCUGUAGAUCAAACUGUCAAAGUUUGGGUUUGA
Oikopleura dioica is the source of this 1773-nucleotide messenger RNA. Lineage: Eukaryota; Metazoa; Chordata; Appendicularia; Copelata; Oikopleuridae. The record is from the annotation of a GenBank genome assembly.